AUCGCUCGGAGCAUUGUGGGUAAUAGUAGGAACAUGGCUGGCAGACUUUGCUCUGGUCCACUCUGUCUCGUUCCACACAAAUCUUCAAAUUUCUAAGUCAUCUGACAAGUGGCGGCGACCGUGGCUAUACACAGCUCAUCGUAAACGUGUCGUGACUAUCAGUGUGUUAAUGUAAGAAAAUCUGGCGGGUUUAAUAAUGUGAAAAUUGCGGAUAUCUGGAAUUACGACUCCGCCGUCGAGACGAGCGGCCGUAAAAUGGCCGACCGUCAGCCAUCUUUGACCGCCACGUAACUCGGCGCUUGCUGACGCCCCGAGCCACAGUGCUGAGUGUUCUUGCUCGACUGAAUUGAAACUAACUAAUAUUAUUAAACAUUAGAGCAAUAUUAGAUAAUAAGUGAGCGUUUAUUAUAAUAAUUUUAGGGAUUAAGAGGAUCGGACUCUGGUUCCGUGAGGUAGACGUCGCCGGCUCAAGAUGAGGGAGCAUGUAGAAGACAGUGGCUCAGACAGUGAAGAGGAGCAGUCUGGGUCAGGUAGCGGAGUAGAUAACGACAAUGACUCGGACAACAAUGAAAAUGAAAGCAAGUCUGGUGGUGGAAGUGACUCAGAAUCUGGAUCUGGCAGUGGAAGUGGAUCUGGUUCUGGAAGUUCAUCAGACUCAUCAGACAACAACAACAAUUCUGAUUCAGAUUCUGACAAUAAACAGUCUGGAUCGGAUGAUGAUGAUGAGGAGGAGGAAGAUAAAGAUGACAAUGAUGAUGAGGAUAAGUCUGAUGACCAAGAUGAAGAUGAGAAUGAUCGAUCAGGAAGCUCGUCUAGCAGUGGACGAGGAAAUUCUAGGAAGGGAAGCAAGGAGGAAUUGAAGCCGAGUUCUUUGCAGUGUUGGGAGGAGAAUCCUGACAUCUAUGGGAUACGUCGCUCGGCGAGAGAACGUAAGGAGCCUGAUCGUAUGAAAGUGGAACACCAAGAAACGGCUAAAAAAUAUAGAAAAAGAAAGAGCUCCAGUCAGUGGAACAGUUCUGAGCAAUCAGAUAGUGAUAAUUCUGAUUAUGAUUCGCCCAAACAUAAAAGAAAGCCUCCGAGCAAAAAAUCAAGUUCAUCUUCCUCUAAGAAGAAAUCGCAUAAAAAGCAUAAAAGUAGCAGUGAAGGUAGUGAGAGUGAAGGUGGGACCAAAAGACGAGGGUCAAAUCGUGCUGCCAAAGAAGUGAGUUAUAAGGAAGCAGAAAGUGAAGAUGAAGAGGAAGAUGAAGAAGAUUUGAUAGAAGUAGACUGGUCGCAAACAAUAUCCAAGGAAGAAGAAAAUGCACACACUAUAGAGAAAGUGUUAGACCAUAGGAUUGGGAAAAAAGGAGGAAUGGGUUCCAUGCUGGUACCACACACUCCAGCACUGGCCUCACCUGUGGGGAUGCCGACCUACAUCUAUGAAGUUGAGAAAAAUGGUGAUCCCAAUUCAGAUUUUAACCCCAAUAAUCCUGAAGAAGUUGAAAAUCAGUAUUUAGUGAAAUGGAAAGGGUGGGCUCAUCUUCACAACACCUGGGAAUCAGAAGAGUCGCUGAAGACCCAGAAGUACAAUGCAUUUCAGAUCAAAGGUAUGAAAAAGUUGGAGAACUAUCUGCGGAAAGAGGAGGAGAUGGAUUUGUGGCGAAAACAAGCAUCGCCAGAAGAAGUAGAAUAUAUGGAGAUCCAGUCUGAAUUAGAGAAGGAAUUAUAUCAGUCACAUAUCAGAGCAGAAAGAAUAUUUGCCGAGGCUCAGGAGAAUGGCAACACCUACUACUAUGUGAAGUGGGAGAAUCUUCCAUAUGCUGAAGCUACGUGGGAAUUGGAAGAUCUUUGUAAUACAAGAUUUAGUGAACAAUUAAAACAAUUUAAAGAACGGGAAAAAUCCACUUGCACUCCGAAGCAGUGUUCAGCAUUGAAACAUAGACCCAAGUUUGCUCCAAUGAAGGUGCAGCCAGACUACUUAGGUGGUGAAAAUGAGGACCUAGAGUUGAGAGACUACCAGAUGGAAGGUGUUAAUUGGCUGAUUCAUGCAUGGUGUAAACAUAAUUCUGCUAUUCUGGCAGACGAAAUGGGUCUUGGGAAGACAAUCCAGACAAUUGCAUUUUUAAGUUACCUGUUCCAUACACACCACAUGUAUGGUCCUUUCAUCCUUAUCCUGCCAUUGUCUACGCUGAAUGCUUGGCAAAAAGAAUUUGCAACAUGGGCACCAGACAUGAAUGUCAUUGUUUAUAUUGGUGACAGAGAUUCUAGAAGAAUUGUUACAGAAUUUGAAUGGACUCAUUCAAGUAAACGAAUCAAGUUUAAUGCCGUCCUUACAACUUACGAGAUUCUUUUACGUGACAAAGAAUACCUGCGAGACUCGUGCCAUUGGGCAUGUCUAGUAGUAGAUGAAGCGCAUAGAUUAAAAAAUGAAGAGUCGCAGCUAUAUCAAGCCUUGAAGGAAUUCCGCACCAAUCAUCGUCUGCUUAUUACGGGUACCCCUCUUCAGAACUCACUCAAGGAACUAUGGGCUCUCCUCCAUUUCAUCAUGCCUGAAAAGUUUGACGAUUGGGAAUACUUUGAAUCACAACACGAUGGGGAUAAUAUGAAGAAAGGUUUUCACCGUCUCCAUCGUCAGCUUGAGCCUUUCUUACUGCGCAGAGUUAAGAAAGACGUUGAAAAAUCCCUGCCAUCCAAGGUUGAGCAGAUUUUACGUGUGGAUAUGAUGCAGCAACAGAAACAAUAUUAUAAAUGGAUUCUAACCAAAAAUUAUGAAAUGUUGAAAAAAGGCAAUAGGGGACCGACGUCAAGUUUUGUUAAUAUUGUGAUGGAACUGAAGAAGUGCUGUAAUCACUGUUUUUUGACUAAAACCACAGAGGAAUUCAACAGUUCAGACAUAUUACAGCAAUUAUUAAGAGGUAGUGGCAAAUUGAUGCUGCUAGACAAACUUCUGGUACGACUUCGAGAGACCGGCCACCGAGUUCUUAUUUUCUCCCAGAUGGUGCGCAUGCUGGAUAUAUUGGCCCAGUACCUACAGUACCGCCGCUUUCCUUUCCAAAGGUUGGAUGGCUCUAUUAAGGGUGAAGUACGAAGGCAAGCUCUUGACCACUUCAAUGCCGAAGGCUCGAAUGACUUCUGCUUCUUGCUGUCUACUCGAGCUGGUGGUCUGGGCAUCAAUCUUGCUACCGCUGACACUGUAAUUAUCUUCGACUCGGACUGGAACCCACAGAAUGACCUUCAAGCUCAAGCCAGAGCUCAUCGCAUUGGCCAAAAAAAUCAAGUGAAUAUAUACCGUCUAGUCACAAAGAACAGUAUUGAAGAGAACAUCAUAGAACGAGCCAAGCAGAAGAUGGUUUUGGAUCAUCUCGUCAUUCAGUCCAUGGACACCUCCGGCCGUACUGUCUUUAACAAAAAGUUGACAAGUUCAAAUUCAACCCCAUUUAAUCGUGAGGAGUUAAAUGCAAUCCUUAAGUUUGGUGCUGAGGAGCUCUUUAAAGAUGAUGAAGAUAAUGAAGAGGAACCUGUGUGUGAUAUAGAUGAAAUCCUGAAAAGAGCUGAAACUAGGGAAGAUGCACCAUCUAUGGUUGGGGAAGAACUGCUCUCCGCUUUUAAGGUGGCCUCAUUCACUCUAGAUGAAGAUGAAGAAGUAUCUAAGAUGGAUUCUAUAGCAGAUGAAAAUACCAAAGACUGGGAUGAAAUUAUCCCGGAAGAUUUCAGAACAAAAGUAGAAGAGGAAGAGCGUCAAAAGGAGAUGGCAGAUUUAUAUCUACCGCCAAGGAAACGAAAAACUGUGAAUCAAGCGGGGCAGAAGGAAGAUGAAAAAUAUCCACGUUCCAAGAAAAAGAAGGAAGAAUCAGAGUCCAGCAACGAUGAUACUGAUGAUGAUCGACCCAAGAAACGGGGUCGUCCUCGCAUGCACCAUAAGGAAACUAUCAAAGGCUUUACUGAUGUGGAGGUCCGAAGAUUUUUCAAGAGUUUUAAGAAGUUCAGCAAUCCCUUGCGCCGCCUAGAUACCAUUGCUCACGAUGCUGACCUCAGAGAAAAGCCUAUGAAUGACUUGCGUAAAUUGGGUGAAACUAUUGUUGAACGUUGUGAGGAAUCCAUGAAGGAACAUGAGAGCCAGAAAGAAAAUGAAAAGACCCCUGACGUGAACGGGGAAGGUCAACCUAAACAACGACGGGAUAGAGGACCAUCUUUUAAGUUGUCUGGAGUUGCUAUUAAUGCCAAAACAACUCUCACAACUUUGGAGGAAUUAGCUCCACUUGACAAUGUUGUUCCUCAUGCUCCCGUGGAGAGAGCUUCAUGGACAUUACAAAUCAAGAGAGUGAAAGAUGCCCAUUGGGAUGUUCCUUGGGGCAUAGCUGAUGACUCAAGAUUGCUUUGUGGCAUCUAUGAGUUUGGAAUGGGUUCAUGGGCGCUGAUUAAGGCUGAUCCAGCUCUUAACUUGGGAGACAAAAUACUCCUACCUGGUGACCAUAAACCACAGGGAAAACAUUUAGAAAGCAGAGCACAAUAUCUUCUUAAACUCAUCAAGAAACACAUGGGUCUAAUACCUGUUAAGCCAAAUAUUCGCAAACCAAUAAAACCACGAAAGAUUAUUAAAGAACCAAAGGGAAUUUCGAAAGCCAUAAUAGAAAAUGAUGAUAGUUCUGACGAUGGGCUGACAAACUCCUCUCAUGGAACUAGCUCAAACCAGAAGAAGACAUCUAAGGAAACAAAAGAACACAAGGAUUCCAAGCCAAAAUCUAAAGAUUCAAAAGAGGAGAAAGAAGAUGGAGAUAAAGCUAAAGUUAAAGAAGAAACAGACAGCAAAGAUGCAGAAAAAGCAAAGAAAAAGAAAGAGAAGAAAGAGAAGAAGGAGAAAAAGGAGAAAGAGAAGAAAGCUGGACCUGUGCACAUAACAGCAAAUGGAGAACCUGUUCCUUUAGAUGAAACAAAGGAGUUGGACAAAACUCACCCUCUGUGGGAUGAGUGCAAAGAGAAGAUGAGACCCAUGAAGAAAGCUUUGAAAACUCUUGACAAUCCCAAUGAGAGUUUAAACCAAGAAGAACAAAUUCAACACACAAGACGCUGUUUAGUGCAAAUUGGAGACCAUAUCGAACGUUGCCUUGAAUCUUUGAAGGAUCCAGACUCUGUGCGUGAGUGGAAAAGUCUGUUGUGGCAGUUUGUCUCCAAGUUUACGGAAUAUGAUGCAAGAAAACUUCAUAAACUGUACAAAAAAAAUAGAAAGAUACAAGAAGAUAAGAAAGAAGGAGAGAAGGAUAAAGAUGAUAAGGAUAAAAAAGACGAAAAGAAAGAAAAGAAGGAUAAGGACCACGAAAAGAAGAAAGAUAAGGAGAGCAGAGACAAGCACCAUUCCCAGAAGAGAAAACCGGAAGAAAGUGGCAACCACAGCCCAUCUAAGAAGCCUUAUAACGGGUGGGCACAGAGGGGCCGAGAAGGCGAGAAGUGGGGUGAUAGAGACAAGAGCCGAGAUCGUGAAAGAGAGAAAGAUCGUGGUGAUAGAGACAGGCAGAGGGAGAGAGAUCGUGAUAGAGAUCGCUACUACCGCAAUCAUGCUGUGCCUGGCCGAGACUGGCACGGAAAUCCUGGGGGAAGGGAUUUCAAGGAAAGAUAUCCUCAAGAUUACAAUAAGAGAGAAGGAGGGGGAAGUUAUCAUCGUGAAGGUUAUAAACCUCAUGGAUACCACAGAGGUGGAGCUGAAUGGGGUGCACGACCUCAUCAUCCUAAACACCCUUAUGGGCCUCCAGGUGGAUAUGGUCCUCCCUAUUAUCCUCAACAUCCAUCAGGCCCAGGUAUGUAUGGGGGCCCGCCCCAAGCAGGCCAAAUGCCACACAGACCUCCACCAUUCAAUGCUCACCGUCCAGAUUGGGUUCAGAAGGAAAGAAUGGACAGACCCGACAGACCUCAACAAGAAUGGGGAAAAGAACGUCAAGACCGACCUCCGGCAUAUCAAAAAGAUUUCUCUUAAACUUAUAGUAUUAGUUGCAUAUAUUCAGUUGCAACAUUAAUCUGAAAUACUGCAUGAUAUAAAUUUCAAGAAGUUCUGGCUGUGGAAAUGGCCUCGGUUAGUAGUGUUGACAGUCGAAACAUUGAAACAAAGUAAGAAUAAUUAAGGACAACACUUAUAGAAUCCCUCUAAAACUUUAAUGUGUACCUCAGUGUGUCUUGAAAAUUUCAAGGUAUCACUUGUGAGACCCGUGUCUCCUUAUGGCUGUGAAUGUAAAUAAAACUCGUCUUUUGAAAGAUGACUCUGUAUAUUAGAUAAUAUAUGUAGAUAUUUAAAUAAAUAGAAGAUCCAUCAUUUCACUCAUUGUAAUCACCCUGAGUUUGUGAAUAUAGGUUAAUUUUUCAUCAUUGAGUAUCUUAUGCCAGAAAUAUAUUGAUUCAUUAUUCAUCCAGUGAUAUAUUUUCUGGUUUUGAUGCUUGAGCCAUUAAGUUAAAACAGUCUGCUUUUUAUGUGUAAGGACAAUUUCACUUUGCAUCACGUUGCAUUGUCACAGUGUUGGGUUUUUUCUUGUCACUUUUGUUUGUCAUUUAGAUCUACCCCUAAAUUUUGUCAUAUUAGUCUUCUCCCAGGCACACUCCCUGAAACAGGUUUUUAUCCAAAAAUCACAUCCUGCACAUCUUUUCCUUCCCACAUACCAUAAUUGCAUUCCUUCAUUUCCCCAAAACAAUACUUUUUUUUUUAACAUGCAAGCAGGUGUUAAGUGUAACUGUGUUUGGGCAUCAUGGAAACUUGUCAGGAUAAUGAUACAAUUUUGCUGCUGCAUCUUUGAAAAUAGAAGGAAUGGUGGGAUGGAUCGAGUAAACUAAGGCUCAUAAGAAACUAAAAUAAAUAGUUAUUCUCAUGCCCAGUGAAAAAUAGGAUUAUUAAUAAAGACUAAUUUGGUGGGUUGGUGACUUGUACUAUUCUUGUACCAUAAAGAACAGAGUACCAUUGUUAAUCUUUUCAUCAAGUUGUCAUUCACUAUAUAUUUUACAUAUUCAUACCUCAACAUAGCCUACUGUUAUAUGUACAUGUCUGGAUGAAUUAUUAAGGCUUUAUAUGUAAUUUAAACAGUUUUAAUUGAAGGCCCUUAUCUCCCCACAAUAUUUUUUUGUACAGUUUCUUGGGUUAACAUAAUUCAUAAUAUAAUCACAUUGGUGCAUCUGUGUCUUCUGAAGAGUAUUAUAUCAUGUUUGUAUUUAUGCAGAAUUUCUUUAUAAUAAACUUCAUUGGAGGUGACCAUUUUAAAUAAAUGAGAACAAAAUGGAUGCCUUUACCUUUGGGUAUCCCAGAACUGUAAAAAGUAUUAAGUACAUAUAACUAUUUAUGAAUAUAAUUAUGUCUUGUACUGUUUGAUUCCACUGUAGCAGACAUUCCUAGUAUAAUACACAUCAAUCUGGAAUGCUCAAAAGCUAAUUAUAGCUUUGUAUUAUAGUCCAACUUGUUUGUUUACAGUGAUGAUCAUGGUUUGACAAUUCUUGUAGAGUGUAAACUAAAGAUUACUAUUGUGAUUUGGUUUUCAGCAUACAGAAGUUGAUGAGAUGCAUUCAUAACUGUAUACAUAUAAUCUUUGUCUUUGUGAAAGUUAGUGCAGUAUUCACUGGCCACAUGUUUUUAUUAAUAUUUUUCAACCAUAUAUACCGAGAACACCUCGACCUUUCAGUACACAAAUUUACAUUGAGAAGUCUGCUUAAACAAUAAUUCAUUUACUUUUCUACUCUGUUCGAGUUAUACAUUUUAAACAAAAGUUAAUAAGAUUGUUUAGUGAUUUGUUAUGUAUUUUAUUAUACAAUAAUGUAUCCUUAUUUGUUUGGGGCAUGGCAUAGGUUUCUGGUAAUUAUUUCUUGUCUGAACUUUAUGUUGAUUUUGUUCAACAUGUCUAGCUCGAAACAGUGUUUUUUCCCCUGCAAUUGCUUGAAGUAUUUUAAAAAUGUUAUGGUUGGUCUUUACACCCCAAGUCUAAAAUGGUGCAUGUUAGUCAGGCGGCAGAGAGGUGGCAGCAACACACUCCCAAUAUUUAUUCAUUCCAAUUCAUAAUACUUUGCAUUAUUGUCUUCCAAUUUUAAUUGAAAUUUUGACUAUAAAUAAAAACAAAAAUAUUGUAUUAAAAUAAUGUUGCUGAAGCUGAAUAGGCAUUUUCACCAAUUCUGAAUUUUUUACAUGCUUAAUUUAUUAUUUGUUGUAUAUGAACUCCAGUUACACUUGGAAGCUGCCUGUAAUCCACUUGUAUUCCAUCAAAAUUAUUUGUAAUUUUUGUUAAAACAUGAAUAUACUUUUAUUCAGGUGGACACACAAUACUAUAUUAAAAUGUAAAACUUGGUUCUAUUUAUUAUGUAGAUAAAUUAUGUUUUAAUAGUAAGAUUAAAGUACAUUUUUUUUUUUUGAGAAAUUGUAAUAGUGAUAAGGUACUAUAACUUAAUUUUUAAAUUUUGGUUUCCUGUGAACUUGAGUUGGUCUACAUGUUGCUUACAAACAUUGUUUAUGCCUAAUUCUUUUGACGAAAUAAGCUUAUGAUACAGAUAAGAAAAAAUGGCAUACAAAACUAAUACUUAAUUGAACAUAGUAAGGUUAAUAUUGAAAUUUAAAUUAUACUUAUUUUUUUUAAACAAGUUAAAAAGUUCAUAUACUGUACUAAUAUAAUUCAUUGGCUAACAAAAAUUUAUUCUGCCUCUCGCCUAUGUAUUUUUCCAUACAUUCUUUCCUCUUCACAAAAAGGAUAAAAUUGUGUUCAUAGCAAAUGUUAUUUAAUAAUUAAAAUAAUAAAUCCAUAAUUGAUCAGUCCUGUUUGUUUGUCAGGUUGGUGCCAGGUGAUCAAUAUGCCAAAGUUUGGUAUUGUUCAGCCUUGCCAGUUAUACCAGAAGUCUAAUUUUUGUCUAGUGUGGCUUCUCAUAAUAAUGUCAUUUGUAAACAAUACCCAUAAUGUUUGAUAUUUUAAUUGUAUUUUGUAAGCAUUGCCUAUCUUUAAUAUGCUGUUUAAUAAUAUUUUCAAGAGGUUUUAGUAUAAUUUAAAAAAAAAUUGCAAAAUAUUCUGUUCCAAAUUAUGACAUAUCUGAAAAUAUAUUUUUGCAGAAAGAGAAUAUAAUGUGUGCCAGUUGUGAAUAUAUCUAUAUUGCUGGAAGUGAACAGUGAAUGCUUGAAAACCAAUAUGAAUUGAAACUGUGUGAUAUAACCUCAUCCUUACUUUAUAGAAGAAAUAUUUUUGUACAAACUCAAGUGAUAUAUUUAAAAAUUACACACACACACAUUAUUAUAUAUAUUUAAUAUAUAUAUAUAUAUAUAUAUAUAUAUAUAUAGUAAUAUAUGGUGUCUUACCUAAUAAUCAGAAACCAUUUUGCCUAAUCAGAGCAAUUUUUUUAUUUUCAAACAUAUGUUUUGAAGCUAGUUUGCUCUUGGCGCUCAAGUGUUAUGGCUCCUCGCUGUCCAACCAUAAACAUUCUGGGACUAUCUGGGCCCCGCUCAGUGGGAAAUAAUAGGCUUAUAUGCUUUUUAUGGUUCCAAGGUUUUUUUUUUCUUUUUUUUUUCUUUUUAAUAUUCAAAAUGUUCUAGGGCAAUCUUUCUCAACUAGUGUUCAAUGGAACCCCAAGAUAACUAAAGGUUCUGUAAGCGAUAGUGAUAAAUAGCCUAAUUCUAAUCAUGUGCAAAUGUAUUUUUGUAUUUAAUUUUUGUCAUUUAACCAGUAUCGAGAAAGCAUAGACAGAAAUACUCUCCUUUCAGUUGACAUUGAUUUCAUUGUGUGUUAUCUAAAAUGCAACCUAGAAUUAUUUCAAGGGUACAAACCAUAUAGGUUGAGAAAUGCUGUUCUAGAGUAUAGAUAGAAAAAAUACUGUGUAUUGAUAAUAGAUCCUGCAUGAUGGUACUGAAUGCACAAAUGUUUAUAAACAUUUUAACAUUCCGCAUUUAUUUUUCAACAUAAAAAGAAAUGUGUACCCAUGGUUAAUUUAUUUAGCUGCAAAAAGAAAAAACUUUCAUACUUUUUGUUACAUAAUUUUAAAUACACAUGGGCAGAGCCUUUAUUGUCAUGAGUGAUAUUUUUUGUCCUCUGAUAAGCUCUGCCCACACUGCUCUUGUAUUUCAUGAAUUUCAUUAUAAAAGUGCAAAUACAAUUUUUUUUUUUUUUUUUAAGAGUGAAUGAUGUGUUUUAGCAUCAUCAGAAUGCUAAUAAUAAUGUAUAUUGAGAACAAGAAUUACUUACAUUGGCCUAGUUUUACCUAUGUUAGACAGCAUUGAGGAAUAAUUCAUAUAUUUACGGUCAGGUUGCUGAAGUUGGUUUUGGCUCGAAUUAAAAAAAAAUCAUGUUUUAUUUCAUUAAAUAUAUCCAUCAAACAACGAAUUUAAAUCGUUGAAUAUGCAAACCUUUAAUGUAAUUUUGUUUGUAAUGCAACUGGCUAUUAUGCACAAUAUAUAUGCCAUCUAUAAUGUAAUAUUUUAUGCCUUGUCAUAAGUUGUUCAGCAGUCAAGAGUUGCUGAACAAGCCAAAUUUACUAAAUAGCUGCUGAAAACUUAAAUAUAACAUAUUGAGCAAGUUCAUUAUUAACAAAUUUGCAUAUUUUAUAAUUUAAACAAAAAAAUCCAACCAACAUUCCUAUAAUUAUUGAAUUGUACAUAACAGGUAAAACUAAGCUUAACUAAUCAAUAUACAGUAAUAGUUAAUUUUAUUGUGGAAAGACUAAUUUCUAAAUAUAUAUUUAAAAAUAUAUGAAAUUGCUCAUAUAGGCUUACUGUGCCUAGUAGUGUGGGUUUGACUAUUAGGUAUGACAAAAUAAAUAUAUAUAUAUAUAUACAGUAUAUAUAAUAUAUAUAUAUGUACAUAUAUAACGUGGCUUAUUUGAUAUUUAAUAAAUAUAAAUUCACAACUUGUUUCAUUACUUCAAUACUUGUUGAUAUUAUAUUAUGUUAUUUGUAUGAUACUGUACUGCAUAAUUAUUUGCACUUCUAGUAGCAAAGUUUUAGAACUUCAACCCUGUAGGUCUACUGUAUGGAGCAGGCAAUGCUUUUUGGGAAUUAAAACUAGUGGCACCUGAAA
Procambarus clarkii (red swamp crayfish) is the source of this 10988-nucleotide messenger RNA. The record is from RefSeq and is a predicted model, not a curated record. NCBI's taxonomy places the organism in Eukaryota, Metazoa, Arthropoda, Malacostraca, Decapoda, Cambaridae.